AGCAAAUAUGUAGACACAAUCCACGAAAAGUCUAUAACGGUAGAAAUUCCAAAAAAUGUGACCGACAAAGAAAAAUAUCGAGUUCUGAAGGAAGUUUUUAACCAUAUGGUUACAGUUCUAGAAGAGUUGAAUGCUGUAACAACUGAUUUUAAGGGUGAUUUUUGGCCCUUGGAUUUACCGGAAUUUCUCAAGAUGUUCGAUAGAGAAAAAAUGAAGCACAAUUACUUCCCACCAAGCUUCUUGAGCUCUUUCACGGGAACAAUCAGCGAAAGACUUAGAACGAUCGAUGUUCACGUAGGCUCGAUUUUUGAAAUAAAAAAAAAUUUUUUUGAUAAUAAACAUGAUCUUUGCUCAUUUGUACCAAAACUUUUGAUAUUGGUUAACACUGAUGAACGAUUUCCGCAUGAAGGGAUUGAUAAAGAGUACUUUAAAUUGCUUGAUAAUAUAGCAGCGCAGAUGACAGGCGGAAUUCAACACAGGUUCUGUCACAAAUCAACUCCACUUCACCAAGGAAUGCUAGAUUAUUUCCGGGAGGUUAUGACAGCGUACUUGAAAAAAUCAGUUAUGAUCUAUCACCUCAAUGUCAUUCAUGCUGGAUGCACUAACGAGGGUGAUUUUUUAACAUUUUAUAAUAAAUUUCGAGCUAAUGGUUUUUUUGUACAAAUGGAAGAUUCUCUAACAUGGAACAACCAAAAAUCAUGGAUGUCGAGAUACGUAAAAGAAAUAAAAAACACCUACAGAGUGAGCAUCAACCAAACCAUGUCCGUCCUCAAAAAUAUCAAGCACUCAAUGUUCAGAUGCGACCCCCAGUUAAACACCACAGGCCGACAGAAAACUCAUCACGAGCUCGAAAGAAUGAUGCAAACGGUGAUUAUCAAAGAAGAAGACUUAACUACCGACGGAUCCUGCAGCCACAAUUGCGAUUUAGAACUCUACCAAUGGGUUGUAGAUGAAAAAGGUGUUUUCUACGGAGACAAUUCCACAGAUCUUUGCUUAAAUAAUAUUGUUGAGAGGUACAGUAAGCUGUCAUCCACCAAGUUCCGUUGGUGCGAUUACUGCGUUUGUACUUGUGUCAAAAAGCCGUCUAAAAACCGGGAUAUCAUUGCUGCGAUAAGUUUCCGGGAUCAAGUCAGUGACAUGCGCAAAAAUUUAGUGGUUGUAGGCAUAAGGUUCAUUAAGAAGGAGCACAUGAUCCAUAUCCAGAUAAAAGAAGGAAAAAUCAGGCACAGAAGAUUUAUCGAUCACGGCGCAUGGAAGGAAACUGAAAAAUUUUUCUAUGAUUACUGGCAAAAAACUCUCUUUGUUAUAAAUGACGACGAGACUCAAAGUCCACUUCAAUUGGGAAUUGACUACGCUCUUCCCGAAGAAAUCCACUUCGACGAUUUGGUGGCUCCCGAAGGAUUCGUUGUCACGGGAGUCAGGUUCAGAUUCGCUGGUGACUCGCUAGGUUUUCCCAAGAAAGUCAAUGGGCCUAUCCAGUUGCAGAUCAGAGUGACACCUUUCGAUUACUUCACUGGCAAGUUGAAGGACCUCACUCAGACCAAGUGGAUUGUUCCGGAAUUAAAAGCAACAAGGAAAGAAUUGGUGCUGGUGGAACCAGAUUUACCGAUAAAGUCUUCCGUGAAUAAUUUGGACUCUAAAACGGACCAGUUCAUCAAGUUUAAGGCUUCAGAUUUGAAGAAAGACGUCGGACAAUCAACAGUUCCGUUUUUUGAUGCUCAAGAAGCUGAAGAAGAACAUGAGGCUCCUUUGGGAGGAGUUGGACUUAUUCAUCGUGGCAAAGAAGCGUGGUCAUAUUAUCAAGUGGAAAAUGCGACAAUCAACGGCGAUGAGAAGGAGGAUAUUUUGAAAGUGAUAUUCUAUGAUUUGAGAAAAAUAUUGACUGAGUUAAACAAUAUGUCUACUGAUUCGCGAAAUGUAUUAUCAUCGGGCGGUUUAGUUUCUUUCAUUUCUACUUUGGAGAAAUUUGACCGUAAGAAUGGUUUUUCUUUGAAUUCCAAGCUGUCUGAUAAAUUGACGAAGAUAUUCAAUAUAAGUGAAACAAUAAAUUCAUACGUCGAGCCGCUGUUACAGUUGGGUACCAAUAAUAUUUCUGAUAUUGAAGAUGUGCUUCAAUUCUGUCCAACUGAUGCAAAUGCUGGACAAAAUGAUCAAUUCAAAUAUGAGAAGCAGAUCAUUCUUAAGGAAUACAGAGAAUUUCUUGAGAAACUGACGACAGAGAUCAAGUAUAAAAAUAAAUUUAACACCUGUGGACUAACAACUUCAUUGAACGAAGCAAUUUUCGUUUAUUUUCAUAACGUUAUUGCCACGUAUUUAAAGGAGUAUGUAAUGCUUUACUUUAUUGAUAUUAUCGAUGCAAGAUGUCUUAAUUUGAAAGCAGCUCCAAUGUUAACUUUUCGCCAAAAUGAAACGCUCAUUGAAUUAAAAGAAAGCAUCAAAUUAACCAAAAAACUUCUUGCUACGUCCAAUUACAACAUCCACAAUUGUGACGCAGAUUAUAAAAAUACCAUCGGUAAGCCGUACUACGAAUUGAAAGGCAUGAUGGAAACGAUGAUUAUCCCAGAAGAGGAUUUGACAGUCAAUAACGAGUGCUCUAAUAAUUGCGAUUUAAGAAAAAUACAAUACAGUUUAAGACUUGACCAGUGUCAGGAAUAUGAUAGCUGCAAAUAUAUUGAACGAAAACUGACAGUCAGAAGCUCCGAAGACAAAGCUUCUUGGAAAGAAUUAGAAGAUAUUUAUCACAAUUCAUCUUCAGAAGGGUAUCAUAUUAAAAAUCCGGAUUCGAGUUUCUCUACCCUGAAAGAGAAGGUUCACUACGGCUGGACAGAUAAAAUGAAUUUCGAUGAAUUGAUAGCGCCCAAAGGGUACGUUGUCACAGGAGUACGCUUCAAACCAGCUGAAAUGUUCAUUGAAAAGGUUACUAUCAUGAAAACUGGAAGCAUACAGCUCCAAAUACGCGUCACACCUUUUGACUACACAAAGGGCGUGCUUGUCAACAAAAAUAAGACGCAUUGGAUCAUAAGACCAGACUAUUUCCAUAAACGUUUGUUAUUGCUCGAUAAUCGAGACAACCCGACAAGAUCACCUGGGAAUAAGAUCGAUUCAACACCAGACCAGUUUGUUAGGUUCAAAAGCUCGGAUUUGGAGAAAGAUGCCGGGUUAUCUACGGUGCCGUUUUUUGAUGCUCAACACGUUGAAGGUGAUCCUGAAUUUCCAUUGGGAGGAGUUGCGCUUGUGCAUCGUGGCCAUGAAGGUUAUGGAGGAUUUAUGGCACUCAAAAUUUAUGAUCUCAAUCUUUCAAUAGCGUGGUCAUAUUAUCAAGUGGAAAAUGCGAUAAUCAACGGCGAUGAGAAGGAGGAUAUUUUGAAAGUGAUAUUCUAUGAUUUGAGAAAAAUAUUGACAGAGUUUAACAAUAUGUCUGCUGAUUCGCGAAAUGUAUUAUCAUCGGGUGAUUUAGUUUCUUUCAUUUUUACUUUGGAGAAAUUUGACCUUAAAAAUGGUUAUUUUUUGAGUUCCAAGCUGUCUAAUAAAUUGACGAAGAUAUUCAAUAUAAGUGAAACAAUAAAUUCAUACGUCGAGCCGCUGUUACAGUUGGGUACCAAUAAUAUUUCUGAUAUUGACGAUGUGCUUCAAUUCUGUCCAACUGAAGCAAACGCUGGACAAAACGAUCAAUUCAAAUAUGAGAAGCAGAUCAUUCUCAAGGAAUACAGAGAAUUUGUUGAGAGACUGACGAUAGAGAUCAAGUAUGAAACUGAAUUUAAUACUUGUGGACUAACAAAUUCAUUGAACCAAGCCAUUUUCAAUUACUUUCAUCACAUUAUUGUCACGUAUUUAAAGGAGUAUGUGAUGCUCUACUUCAUCGAUAUUAUUGAUGGGAAUGUGAUGCCACUGCUAAUCACUCGUCAGAACGAUUCUCUGAAUGAAUUGUCAGAAAACAUUAAGUUAACAAAGAAAUUUUUAGCAACGUCCAAUUAUUCCAUCCACGCUUGUGACGCGGAUUAUCGUAAUAAGACGAACGGUAAAUCUUACUACGAAUUAGAACGCCUUUUGCAAAUUAUGAUUGUCGUAGAGAACGAACUGAACAAUGAGAAUUCGUGUAAGCAUAAUUGUGAUUUGAAGACCAUGCAAUCCUACGCUAAUCAUCCCGAAUGUAAGCAAUUUUUCGAUUGCCAGUACAUCCACAGUGGCUACGAAAUAUGUUUCGCGGAUAAGAAUUCGAGCUCGAAGCGUUACGAAUGGUUCAAGAGUGAUGACGGUUAUAUCUACGGUAACAAUCGAGGUUCAUGUAAUCACACUAAAGUAUCCGUGGGGAGUUACUACAGAGCUUCAUCUGCCAACAGUUGUGACUAUUGUCUCUGCACUUGUGUCGCCAAGCCAAAACCCAAAGAAAAUAUCGUCGCCGCUUUAAGUUUCAGAGAACAAGUUACGGACAUUCAUAAAAACAUGGUUGUUGUUGGUGUGAGAUUUGUAAAGAAAGAUUACAUGAUUCACGUGCAGGUAAAGGAACGUCAGUUUUUCGCAAACAUUUCAGAUAGUGCUGAUUGGAAAAAGUUAGAAAACUUCGAUUAUUAUGACGACUUAAAGGCUUACGUACGCAAGCAUAAUUCCGUGAAUCAUAUGCUCUAUGAAGGAGCUGAUUAUGGUCACCCAGAAUUUAUCAAUUUUGAUGAUGUGAUUGCUCCUGCAAAUCACGUCAUCACCGGAGUUAGGUUUAGAUUCGCUGAAGAUUCCUUCGAAGAGCCAAGAUUCAAAAGUGGGAGUAUCCAGUUGCAAAUUCGUGUGACUCCUUUUGAUUACGCCAAAGGGCUUGUCAACAUCGAAAAAACGCGUUGGAUAGCUCCGAAAGAAGUUCCAAUGAGGUUCCGAAAAACCCUUGGGAAUGCGAUGUUACCAACCAAAUCACCUGGAAAUGUUGUCGACUCAAUGCCGAAUGAAUCUGUAAGAUUCCGGCCUUCAAACUUGAUAGAAGAUGCGGGACAAUCAACGGUACCAUUUUUUGAUGCUCAAGAUGUUGAGGGUAAGCCGGAAUUUCCGUUAGGAGGAGUCGGGCUUGAUGACAAGCGGUUCAAUGUUUGUGGGCAAACAACAUCAUUGAACCAAGCAGUUUUUGAUUACUAUCAUCAAGUUGUUGCGACGUAUCUCAAAGAGUAUGUAAUGCUAUACUACAUUGACAUUAUCGAUGCACGGUGCUUCAAUUUGAAAUCUGGUUCAUUGUUAAUGAUACGUCAGAACGAAUCUCUCAGCGAGUUAACCGAUAGUAUCAAACUGACAAAAGUCCUGCUCAAUAGAACCAACCAUUACAUGCAUAGAUGUGAUGCAGAUCAUCAUAAAAUCAAUAACCAAGAUUCGUAUCUCGAAUUGAAUCAUAUGAUUCAAUCGAUCAUAUUAGAGGAAAAAGCCAUGUCUACUGACGGGUAUUGUUCACACAAUUGUGAUUUGAAUAGUAUAAAAACAACAAUAAAUCAUAAACAAGUUCAUUGUCAUGAACUUCGUGAUUGUCACUAUAUUGGUAGCACAAUCGAUUACUGCGAAUCCACUAAAGGAACGGGCCAUCGGCAGUUUAACUGGUUAAAAAGUGGAGAUGUUACUUAUGGUGAUGAUCAUCUUCACUGCAAUGGCGGCCUAAAGAGCGUGUCCAGCUACUUCGAUUUGUUGAGGCGUGGUAGUUGCGAUUAUUGCGUUUGCUCUUGUGUCAAAGAAUCAGACGACGAUUUUGCAGUUGCAGCGAUCAGUUUCAGGGAACAGGUUACUGAUAUUUAUGCCAAUAAAGUUGUUGUGGGUGUGAGAUUCGUUAAGAAGGGCAGAUUGAUUCAUGUUCAGAUCAAAGAAGGCCAAUUAAAACCCUAUGGAAUUGGUAAAACUUUUUGGAAACCUCUAGAAGCAUUCAUGGGAUAUGGAAUGCCCAGAAGGUUAUUUGUUAUGAACAGCAAUUCAAUCAUGCACGAGAUGAUUAAAGGAGUGGAUUACGGAGAAGCCAAAUUUGUGAAUUUUGACGAAAUGAUUGCACCCGAAGGAUUUGUUGUCACGGGUGUCAGGUUUGGAGUUUCUCGGAAUCACUACAAUGAAUUGCGAGGUAUGGCAGAUACGAUUCAAUUGGAAAUUCGUGUCUCGCCUUACGAUUACGCCAAAGGAGUAGUCUAUGAAUACUUAACUCAUUGGGUUGUUCCAAAUCAAUUGAUCUGGAGAUUUCAAGCUUCGGAUUUGUUAAAAGACGCCGGGCAAUCUACGGUGCCGUUUUUUGAUGCUCAAGAUGUUGAGGGCAAACCUGAGUUCCCUUUAGGAGGAGUCGGGCUUAUCCAUCGUGGUCGCGAAGUGAAUGCUGCUCCAUUGUUAACGAUGCGUCAGAAUGAGUCUCUCAGUGAAUUAGCAGACAGCAUCAGACUGACCAAAGUCCUUCUCAAUAGAACUAACUCUCAUGUAUAUAGAUGUGAUGCAAAUUUAAAAAAAACCAUGCUCAGAAAGCCGUACCUCCAAUUAGAAGGUAUGAUGCAAGUUAUCAUUAUCGCAGAAUCAUAUUUGAGUUAUUAUGGAUCAUGCAAUCAUAAUUGUGAACUAAGUCAAGUUGAUUUAAUACUCUACUCAACAUGUGACGAAUUUAAAUCCUGCUCGUACAAUCACUCUGCAUAUCAGUUUUGUAAAAAGGACGAAAAUAGUUCACGACGCUACGAAUGGAUUAAAGGCAAAGAGCAUACCGUUUAUGGUAGCAACUAUCCAUUCUGCGAUGGUAUAAACAAGAUUGUCAGAAGUACGUAUUCCCCGGAUCAAGUGCGUUAUUGUGAUUUCUGCAUGUGUACUUGCAUUAAACGUAACCCUAAAUCGAUUAAUACCAUAACCGCUAUCAGUUUUCGAGAGCAAGUUACCGAUAUCACCAAAAACAAGGUAGUUGUUGGAGUCAGAUUCGUCGAAUGGGGAAAUAUGAUUCACGUCCAGAUAAAGGAGAAAGAUUUUAACUCGAAUGAAGCCGGGGUUUGGAAAUCGGUUGAAGAUGUUUACUUCAAUAAACCAGAGCGUAAAUUUUAUGGUACAACUCAUGACCUUCACCAUUAUGGCAUGAAAUUGGGCAGAGACUAUGCCCAUCCAGAGACCAUUGCUUUUGAUGAUCUGAUGGCACCCAACGGAUUUGUGGUCACUGGAGUCAGGUUCAGAUUCGCUGGGGAUUCGACCGAAGAUCCAAAAAAUACUGGAUUAAUUCAGUUACAAAUUCGUGUGACUCCUUUUGACUAUUUUAAUAGGAAAUUGAUGAAUCUAAAUGAAACUCGCUGGAUUUUCUCAACGUACUUGGGAUUCAGGAAUAAGUUGGAUCUAACACAGCCAGAUAUGCCAACUAAAUCACCGUUAAAUGUUAUUGAUUCAAAGACGAACCAAUAUGUCGAAUUCCAGACUUCGGAUUUAGUUAAAGAUGCUGGCCAAUCUACGGUGCCGUUUUUUGAUGCUCAGGACGUUGAAGGGAAGCCUGAGUUCCCUCUGGGAGGAGUUGGGGUUGUUCACCGUGGGCGCAAAGGCUAUGGAGGAUUUUUGGCUUUCAAGGUGUUCGACGUUAAUCUCUCGCAGUAUUUCAAUGAAAAAAGUUCUGUC
Molecule: messenger RNA, 7575 nt
Organism: Cotesia congregata
Lineage: Eukaryota; Metazoa; Arthropoda; Insecta; Hymenoptera; Braconidae
Source: the annotation of a GenBank genome assembly